UUUGAACAAAAUAAUAAAUAAAUAUGUUCCAAAAUAGUGCUGCUCGUCUUUUGGUUCCGGCCAUCCGUAAUGCCAUGCAGAGCCGAUGCCAAUCCGUGGUUUCCGGCCCACCAACACAGCAUAUCUCAAAGGCUGAGAAAGUGAUUCUAGGCGGUGGCAUGUGCGCAGCGGCCCUGUUUAUUCCUGGCUGGGUUCUAUAUCACAUUCGUGAUUACAAGGGCGGAAAGUAAUUCGAUGAUCUAAUAUUAUGAUUCCUUUCCUUGAAAAGUAUCAAUUUAGUAAUGGUGCUCCUAUGCCACAUGAAUAAAGGAAAAUAGAUUGAAUUUAA
Molecule: messenger RNA, 328 nt
Organism: Drosophila persimilis
Lineage: Eukaryota; Metazoa; Arthropoda; Insecta; Diptera; Drosophilidae
Gene: COX8
Exons: 2
Coding region: 24-230 (68 amino acids)
Biological process (GO): mitochondrial electron transport, cytochrome c to oxygen
Cellular component (GO): mitochondrion
Source: RefSeq, a predicted model, not a curated record